GGCUCUGGUUUCCGUGGUCACCGUGAGAUCUGCUCGCCGUUUGUUUCCUGCUACAGACAAGAGCGGCGUCGAGACUGACCGGGAAGGUUGAAUAACAUCACCUCCUCCAAUAACCACAGCAUACAAUGAACCUGUUAGCGACAUCCACAUCUCUGGAUAUCCGUUUCGCCGCUGUUAUACUGCUGGUGAUGGGCCUCUCCACUCCAGGGCAAGCAGAGAUCAUCAGUUUGGACUCCUCCAACAUAGAUGAUGUCCUAAAUAAUGCUGGGGUAGCAUUAGUCAACUUUUAUGCUGACUGGUGUAGAUUUAGUCAAAUGCUUCAUCCGAUUUUUGAGGAGGCGUCAAACAUCGUGAGGGAGGAGUUCCCUGAUACCAAGCAGGUGGUGUUUGCUCGGGUCGACUGUGACCAACAUUCCGACAUAGCUCAGCGCUACCGCAUCACCAAGUAUCCCACGCUGAAGUUGUUCCGCAACGGGAUGAUGAUGAAGAGGGAGUACAGGGGUCAGAGGUCGGUGACGGCCAUCGCUGACUUUAUCCGCCAGCAGCAGGUCGACCCAGUGAAGGAGAUCCACUCACUGGAGGAACUUAAUACCGUAGAUAGAAGCAAAAGAAACAUCAUCGGCUACUUUGAAAACAAGGACUCUGAUAACUAUCACACGUAUGAGAAGGUUUCCAACAUCCUCAGAGACGACUGCACCUUCUCUGCUGCGUUCGGUACCGUGUCACAGUCCGAGCGCUUCAGCGGAGACAACGUAAUCUACAAGCCUGUGGGCGAGGGCGUUCCUGACAUGGUCUACCUCGGCUCCCUCACCAACUUUGACCUGACGUACGCCUGGGCGCAGGACAAGUGUGUGCCUCUGGUUAGGGAGAUCACCUUUGAAAACGGGGAGGAGCUGACAGAAGAAGGACUCCCCUUCCUCAUCUUGUUCCAUCUUAAAGAAGACUCGGACAGUUUAGAAAAGUUCCAAAACGAAGUUACCCGUCAGCUCAUCAGCGAGAAAGGGUCUAUAAACUUCCUUCAUGCGGACUGUGAUAAGUUCCGCCAUCCUCUACUCCACAUUCAGAAAACUCCUGCUGACUGUCCCGUCAUCGCCAUAGACUCGUUCAGGCACAUGUACGUCUUCCCAGACUUCAAAGACCUCAACGUUCCUGGGAAGCUAAAACAGUUCGUUUUGGAUCUUCACUCCGGAAAGCUUCACAGGGAGUUCCACCACGGCCCCGACCCCACAGACAGCACGCCUGGACAGGUGGAGACAGGCAAGGAGUUGGCCAGCAGUCCUCCAGAGAGCUCGUUCCAGAAGCUCGCCCCAAGCGAGACCCGCUACACCAUCCUCAGGGACCGCGACGAGCUGUGAUCCAAGCAGCCUUCCAGGGAUCCUGAGACUCAAUGCCACGCCCCGGGGUCAGGGAGGGGGUUAGGGUUGGGACAGGCCAGCGGGACAGAAGAGUAACACCCAAUACCCUUACUGGAGAAAUGGAGGAGGAGGAAGAAGACGGAAAGGUUGACUAAAGAAGAACAUGGAGCGAAGGAGAGAGAGAGAGAGAGCAGUCCAUAACACAACAACGUUGGAGUAACCUAUAUUUUCAUAACUCUUUAACAUUCAAUUUUUAUUUUUGAUUUAAGAGGACGGGGGAAUAAAGAAGAAAAUUUUGUGUGGGCAGGGUGUCGGGGCCAUUAGGACAUAAAGAGAAGUUGACUUUGAUUUCUUUGGAGGUUGUAAAUAUGUUUGUGCUACGUCGGAAUCACAAUGUCGGUCUAACUUAAAAGCAGAGUUUUUUUCUUUAUUUUAUUCGGUCUCGUUCUCGUCACGCUGCGUUUCGGUCCUGGGCAGCGAACCGCGUCCUCGCUCCGGCCCCGGCCGCCCGAGCGGUUCUUAUCUGUGGGUUAUUCCCGUUCAUCCUCCCUAAGAUACAAGAUGCCCUUGUAAUCUCAUUAACCUCAUGGCUGCAUCUCAACAUUACCGACUCCUGUCUAAUUCAUUUGUAGAGUACAUGUAAGGAGAAAAAAAAAAAA
Messenger RNA from Fundulus heteroclitus (mummichog), 2014 nucleotides. It is a transcript of the gene erp44, whose product is annotated as endoplasmic reticulum protein 44. The record is from RefSeq and is a predicted model, not a curated record. NCBI's taxonomy places the organism in Eukaryota, Metazoa, Chordata, Actinopteri, Cyprinodontiformes, Fundulidae.